Molecule: messenger RNA, 2739 nt
Organism: Rotaria sp. Silwood1
Lineage: Eukaryota; Metazoa; Rotifera; Eurotatoria; Philodinida; Philodinidae
Source: the annotation of a GenBank genome assembly
AUGACUCGUAUUAAACGUCCUUUAUUUGGUGGUGCUAUUCAAGCUUUUUUACCUGAUGGAGCAAUUGAUGCAAGUUCAAUUCGACUUGUUCCAAAUAAUCAAGAAGUAUUUAUGCAUGCUGAAUCAGAUCAAAGUAUAAUUGUUGAAAUUCUUGAACGAGUUGAUGAAGUAUCUGAUGAAAAUUCUAUUAAAUAUCAUUUUGAUGCAUUAGCUGAAGCAAAUGAUGCUAAAAGUGUCCAAGAUCAUAUUGUUGAUAGAAUCGAACCAAUUCCAAUCAAUACACUUAUUGUUCAACGAUUAACUUCAGCUUGGUAUCUAUUUGGUCGACAACAAGUAUCAAAAUAUCAUGAACAAGCAAAAAAUCUAGUUCACAUUCAUGUUUGUCUUCUUCGUUUGGGUGGUGAUCUUGCAACAGAUAUUCUUAUUUCAUUCAAUGAUCCAGUUUUUAUUAAUCAACAAAGUAGUAGCAAUGAUCAACAAAAUCAAAAUGCUUCACGAUGGACAUUACAAGAUUUUGAACAAUUUUUUCGUUCAUUAGAAAUCAUCGAUUAUGGUAUUCUAUGUUAUAAACAUAGUGCAUGUACAACAAAAGAAUCUUGUAUAAUUGAUGCAAACAAAUAUCAAUGUUCAAAUUCUGAAACAUUUUGUGUUAAAAAUAAUAUUUUUUUUGAUGUAUCUGAACGUGGUUGUGGUGAUAGUUUCACUUGCAAUGCAAGUAUUACAAUUCCUGGACGUUAUUGUUGUAAUACAGAUUAUUGUAAUCAUGCAAUUUCAUCUAUUCAAAUAAAUCGAUCAAUUUUAUUUAUAUCUACCUUAAUCAGUUUUUUUCUACAUUAUUUGCAAGGAAGAUUCUAUUCCAUGCGCCAUAAACAUUCAUCAUCAAGUGAAAAAAUAGUUAGUAUGUCGUUUGAACAAUUACCCGAUGAAGUUUUAUUGAUUAUCUGUUCAUAUUUGAGUCCAUUUCAUAUAAUUAAAACAUUUAAUGAUUUAAAUUAUCGAUUAAAUUGUACAAUAAGUCAAUAUCGACAAAAUAUUGAUUUACGUUGUUUAAAUUUACGUCAAUUUUAUUUCUUUUGUAAAAUGAUACGAUUUAGUUUUGGUAAUAAUGUACGUUCAAUUAUUCUUUCAAAUGCAGCACCAGCUGUAAGACAGCUUAUUUUAUUUCGAAAACAAAUUGAACCAUUUACGCAUAUAUUACCAAAUUUAGAACGAUUAACACUUAUGGAUCAUUAUGAUGAUGAAUUAGAUCUUUAUUUGCCUUUAAUUUCUAUUUUAAAAAAUCUUAAAGAAUUAAAAAUAAAUUUUAUCAAAAAUAAGAAUGAAACAAUAUUAUGUACUUUUAUUACUCAAAUGUUAACAGAUAAUUUUAUCUAUUUUGAUCAUAUUCCAAAACGUCGAAAACGUGAUGCAUUAGCAUUAGAAAAGCUUUCAUUAACUGGAACUGGAUAUUUAAAAUUAACACCAGUGUAUAAUGAAACAAUUACACAUUUAACAAUUGAAAUUGAAAAUACUGAUGAUCUUCUCAUAAUUUUCACUGGUUUUGAUUGUCUACAAUAUUUAAAUGUUUAUUUGAAACAAUUAACAGCAUUGUCGACAAAUCUUUGCAAUGUUUUAUCUAAUCAACGAAAAAUUCAAUGUUUAUCACUGAUCGAUUUUCGUUUUCAAGCCAGAUGGCAUCCUGAACUAUUAUCAUUUAAUCAAUUUAUAUCCAUACUACACAAUAUACCAAAUAUUCAGAAUUUCUCAUGUACAUUAAAGUUCGAAACGAAUCAAAAAGAACUUGCUAAUUCUGAUUAUAUUAACAUAGAAAAAUGGCGUAAUUUAUGUAUUGAAUUUUAUAAUCUUAUUAAUUUAGAUUGUUCGAUUAAAUCUAUUAUAAAUUCAUCGAAUGGUACUGAAACUGAUUUUGUACGAAUUAUUGCAAAUAUUUCUCGCACUUCCGAUCGAUCAAUUAAUAUUCAUCUUUAUUAUAACAAUGAAAAUCCUAAUCAUAUGAAAAAUGACUCUACUUUGGAGCUGGAUAUUCAAGAACUACGUAAUAUGACUGGAUCACAAUUGGCAAGCAAACUUAAGUAUAGUCAAGAAAUAACUUUAUAUAAUGAUUUAUUUAUCGAUGAUGAUAAAAUAUUUUCAACAUUUCCUGAAUCAUUAUGUUUUCCCGAUCAUAAUAUCUUUUCACAUAUACGAAGUCUUGAUCUAUUAGGAGAAUUUCUAAAUAUGAAUAAUAUAUUUUUAAUUACAUUUGUUGAACAACUUAUUCGUCGAUCUCCAAAUCUUCAAUCAAUUGGAUUUUUUCUUUAUUGGGUAGAAAAUAUGACUGAUUUAGUUCUUGAUUUUCUUCGACCACUUAAAAAAUAUUUAAAACAAAUUAAAAAAUGUUAUUUAUAUACAGAAGGUGACAUUGAUGAAAAAUUUAUUUCUGAACUCGCACAUUUAUUUCCAUCAUUAACUUUAUUGUCAAUAAAAGUUGAUUGGUAUUGUAAUACUACUGAAGUUGUAAAUUUAUGUCUUGUAUAUAUGAAACAUUUAAAUCAUCUUGAAAUGGUAUUAGAAGAUAUUCCAGAUUAUUUAGAUGAAGAUUAUAUUGAUCGUAUAAAAAUGGAAAAAGAAAUUGAAUCUUUAGCAAUGACACGUGAUAUACAAGAAUGGUUAAAACGAAAUACACUUUUAGGAAAAAUAUCAUCAAAUAAAGUAUUUCGUGCGGAAAAAACUGGAAAUGACUUAAAAAUUUGGCUUUAA